Molecule: messenger RNA, 1125 nt
Organism: Suhomyces tanzawaensis NRRL Y-17324
Lineage: Eukaryota; Fungi; Ascomycota; Pichiomycetes; Serinales; Debaryomycetaceae
Product: leucine carboxy methyltransferase
Exons: 1
Coding region: 1-1125 (374 amino acids)
Biological process (GO): C-terminal protein methylation
Molecular function (GO): protein C-terminal leucine carboxyl O-methyltransferase activity
Source: RefSeq, a predicted model, not a curated record
AUGUUAUCUCCUCUGGAGAAAAUAGACAAGGCGAUACGAGCAACUGACUUAGAUGCAUUGGCAUGUAGGCACAGUGCAAAUCAAGCCAACUACAUUACCCCUCAAGAUCCAUUUAUAGAACCCUUGAUUCUAUCAUACAAAUCGAAUUUGCAAUAUUGUUCAGGAUACACAAACCUUUCAGCUGGCAGAACACUUAGAUCUGUAUUUGGAGAAAGAAAGUUGCCCUUGAUAAACAGAGGUACAUAUUUAAGAACCAAACUGAUCGAUCAAGUUACAGAAGAAUUUAUUAAACAGUUCGAUGUGUGCCAAAUACUUUCAUUAGGAGGAGGCUCUGAUACUAGGGGGUUCAGGUUUCUUGAAAAGUUUGAAAGGGUUAUCUACCAUGAGAUUGAUUUUCCAGAGUCUACGAAAAUUAAGAAAGUGGCAAUCUUGAGAAACGAGAAAUUGAAAUCGAUUGUUGAGUCCCAAGGUGAAUCUGUAGAUAUUACGAGCAAAGAACAGUUCCAACAGCUAAGUCCAAAUUUACAUACCAAGAGAUAUCACCUACAGAGUUACGAUUUGCGCAAAUUAUCCAGUGGUCUGACCUCAGAAGAUGUCAUACCUUUGUUGAAGCACUUUGACAGCUCCCUUCCCACACUCGUUCUUAGUGAAUGCGUUCUUUGUUAUGCUUCACCAUCAGAAAAUGAGGAAAUAAUAAAAUUUUGGAAGCACCAAUGCAGGGGCCUUGUUUCAUUCCUCAUAUAUGAACCUAUGUCGUUGAAUGAUUCUUUUGGGGCAACUAUGACUAAGAACUUAUUACAAAGAGGAAUCAACUUGCAGACAUUUAACGAAUUACCCGAUUUAAACUCAAGACUAGUGUUUCUUUCUGAUAUAUGUGGGCUCUCCCAUAUCAAGUUAACAAACAUGAGUGAUGUUGGUGGAUAUGUCAUAUACUCUAGCUCAAAAAAACCAUGGAUUGAAGUUAGUGAUAUGAAACGUAUCAACAAACUUGAGUUUAUUGAUGAAGUUGAGGAAAUUAAAUUGCUAUUUGAGCAUUAUUGCCUCUGUUAUGCUGAAUCUAGUCCUGGCGAUAUCACAUUCGAAGGUGUCAAUGAAGUUAGAUGGGAGUCAGAUGACUGGUCAUAA